AUGGUUGGUUGGAAGUACCGAGGUACCUUCCCCAGUAUGUGGUCAGACCCGUGCGGCAGUGAGCUCGAUCGUUCAGAACUGAGGGAAAAAGAUGCAGAUACAAAACAAAUCAGUAAGAAUUAUGCAGAUUCUUCUCGAAGAGCCAAGGAAUCAAAUACUAAAAUUGGUGACACGGUGUUGCUUGCGCAAAACAAAAGAAGCAAGACUGAUCCUACCUUUUCAUCAGAAAGAUUCACAGUAAUAGCCAGGGAAGGAGCCAAAAUUGUAAUCAUGAGCAAUACAGGAAUACAGUAUGCUCGCAACAUCAGAGAAGUUAAAAGAGCGCCUGAAUCCAUCACAUCUGACAAUCAUCCUGAGCAGGAAAAAUUUGACGAAAUUCAAGCAUCAGGUUCGGCUAAGACGUCCAGGGAUCUUCGAAAGCGAGAGGUGAUCAAGCGACCAAAACGGUUUGAUGAUCAAUUUGUGUAUCGCGUAUUCUUCUAA
Messenger RNA from Ochlerotatus camptorhynchus, 483 nucleotides. RefSeq lists its product as uncharacterized. NCBI's taxonomy places the organism in Eukaryota, Metazoa, Arthropoda, Insecta, Diptera, Culicidae. The transcript is spliced from 2 exons. The record is from RefSeq and is a predicted model, not a curated record. Bases 1 to 483 code for a protein of 160 amino acids.